AUGGAGCUCGCUGGCUUAGGCCUAGUUCCAAUGGCCCACAACUUAACUGGUGUUUUUUUUUAUCAUAGAUGUAAUGGAUCUUCUUCAGACUUCGUUUGUCCUUGUUAUCCAAUUAUUCCUGAUGCGGAUGCUGCUUGUAUCAGAAUUACCAGAUCCGCUGCUGUUUGUCAGAAACAUGGCUAUCCCAAACCACGAGAACAAAUCAACGUUAACACUGCAUUUAUCGAUGCAUCCCAAAUUUAUGGCUCCACAAAGAGAGUUGCUGAUUCACUCAGACAAACGAAACCAGGUAUAGGCAUAUUCCUAUUAAUCCUUAAUGUAAUAUGGCAGAGACUUUUUCUAAUACUGAAAGUGCUAUUUCAACCCUUUUGCUGCCACAAGUUUAAUAAACGGUCGAAAAUUGUAGCCCAAAUCUAAUGCUAAUGGUAGACUCAAGUAUCUUCUAGCGAUAGUUAUAAAUAAUAUAGAGGUGUUCGAUCGGAUUCGUUCGGAUUUUGGAACAAAAAUAUUCAUUUCGGAUUGUAUCGGAUUGAUAAAGUCGAGGAUAAAGUUGUUUCGUAGUUGUCCACGACAACGCGGUUGUCGCUGCAUUAUUCGUUUGAUACUUCAAUUGGACAUCACUUUGUCAGCUUCUUGACAUGUAUUUCUUGCUUUUAUAUUUAUUUGGUUAAAUAUUUCCACUUGAAUGAGAAAUUUAUUUUGUUAAAGGUUCUAAACUCGGAUCGGAUUAGAUUCGGAUUAGACAAUUUUGGAUCGGAUUUUAAACAUUAGCCAAUUGUUGGAUUAUAAACGUCCAAUCCGAUCCGAUGCACACCUCUAAUAAAUAACAUUCCUGUAAUUACUCUUAUGCAGAGCUGCUUAAUUCAUAUACGUUGGCCACGGAAUCAAAGGCUAUAGUUUCCUUGAUAACAGGACGAGAUUCUUCGGUUAAUCGACGCUGGUAUAUAGACAGUCAAUUAAUAUUAUAUUCCCUUGUAUUUUUGUGGCGAUACAUUUUCUGUCACUGCCACUGGAGACUGAUUUGAGCUGUUGAUCGAAAUGGUUAUAUGACCUCCUCGAAUUACCGCGCCAGAAAACAAAACAUUGCUUGUUGUUGUUCUUGGUGGUGGUGUUCGACUUCAUGGUUCGGCUUGUGUUGGCAAAUACUCGAAGUGGAUCGAGGACCUUUCCAAGUCGCCAAAAUCGCUAUAAAGCUCGAGAUCGAUAUUUUCAUUUCCUGGAUUUGCUAUACGGUUGAAUAAUUCGUGACGCUUUGCAAAUUUUUAUGCCCAAAAAGUUGAACUAUUUCCGUUGGCCGUCGUUGUUGGUCAGAGUUUGCAUCAUCGUUGUUGUCUUGUUGAAUUUUAAUGCCGGCCGCCAGUGGUGGGAAAAGUCAAUACGCGUUUCAAUCUUCACUAGUAACGAAUACCAUAAGUCCAACGAGAAAACCAAUACGGCGUUCUGCACUAAUGGCGAAUGUCGUAUGUCUAAUGAGAUCCUCAGAAAUUUUAGGCAUUUGGCUUUUAUUUCAUUGCUUUAUUGCGUAUAAAAAUCAAUCCUCAUGUAAUAUAUGUAUAUUAUACAUACACCGAUACAGGCGUUCCAAACAUGUCAAUAUGCUCGAAUAUAUGAACAUUCAUAUUAUAGUGUCCAGUGUAUUAGUGUCCACAUAUUUUUUUCCCAUUAUUGCGCUAGUUUCUUCAGGGUAAAAUGACCUAAAUUUCUAACGUAACGUGUCAUUUACAAUUUUUAGAAGACCGUGGCCUUCUUAAAUCAUCACGAGGUUUAGAUGGCGAGCUUCUUCCCUUGGAUCCAUCAUUAGAAGCUGAAGAACAACUUUGCAAUAACCUUGGUGGUUGUUUCGUCGCUGGGGAUUCCAGAUCAAAUGAACAACAGUCCUUAGCAGCAUUUCAUUCACUCUUUCUGCGUGAACACAACCGUAUUGCAAAAACUCUUAAGGACAUAAACAAUCAUUGGAAUGGAGAAAAAGUAUACCAAGAAACACGAAGAAUCAUGGGUGCUGUAAUGCAAAAGAUAACAUAUCUUGAUUUCCUACCUUUAGUACUUGGUCCGAACCCUCUACCACGAUACAGAGGAUAUCGACGAGAUGUGAGACCAGGAAUUUCCGGUUCCUUUGCUACGAGUGCUUUUAGGUAUGGACACAGUCUUAUUCGACCAGCAUUUGAUAUACUUGAUACUGGCUUUAAUCGAAUUGGUAACCCAAUUGGCCUUCGUUUUAUGUUCUUCAACAACACAUUCAUUCAAAGGAACGGUAUUAACCCACUUCUUCUUGGACUCAUUGGUAAUUUCUCUGAGAAUGUGGACCGGAUAUUGUCUUCAGGAGUUACUCGACAUCUGUUCGAACGAGAAAAUUCUCCUGGCUUGAACCUUGCAGCUAUAAAUAUUCAACGUUCAAGAGACCAUGGUAUUCCAGGAUACAAUCAUUUCAGAAAGUUGUGCGGGUUAAAAAAUGCCAAAACAUUUGCAGACACUAAGAAUGAGAUAAGGGAUCCUAAAAACAUUCAGAUUUUGAAACGACUUUACGACAAUCCAGAUAUUGUUGAUUUGUGGGUCGCUGGCUUGGCAGAAACUCCAGUAAACGGCGCAAGUGUUGGUCCGACCUUCCAAUGUAUAAUUGGAGACCAAUUUCGGCGAACAAGAGACGGUGAUCGGUUUUACUUCGAACGGAAACGCGUCUGGAGGAGAGAUCAGCUCGCAGAAAUCAAGAAAGUGUCAUUGUCUAGCAUGUACUGCAACAAUUUAAAUGUGACCUCAAUUCAGCCAAAUGCAUUUGUGGCACCAACAGACACAAAACCGAGAAUUAAUUGUGAGAGAAUCCCUGAUAUAGAUUUGUGCAAGUGGAAAGGUAACGGAAUCCAAAAUUUAUUUAUAUUUGGUUACACCUGUUAAGUACGAAAUUCUAAUAAUCAAGAUUUGAAUAUAGCACGAUAUUAAUCGUCCUGGAUCGUGAUAAAUCUUUCACAUUAUACGCAUAUUAAAAUCUGGGAGUGAUUCCUAUCGGGAAAGACGCAAUUCCUGUGCUCCAAUUUCGUUUCUUGGAAUCGUAUUUAAGCAUAUAUUGCAUUUCAUGCAUGUCCUCUUGAGAACACCAUUUAAACAAGGCGCUGAAAUAUCCGUCAUUGACGCGAAAUAUUAAUUCACUGAAUCAUAUUCGUAAAAGUUAAUUUCAUUGCAGGCUAAAUAGAAGGCGCACAAUUUUAUAGGGUUCAUUUUAAAAAGCGAAACGCUAAAAGUUUUCUUCUUUCCAUUUUAGAAAAUCCUUAUUUCAGAAGACAUCCAUGCGUAAACGGCAAAUUGGUUUCAAAAAACGGAAAAUGCAUAUGCGAGUGUAAAUCUCCCUGGUUUGGAAACAGAUGUGAAAGUAAGUAAGGGUAUUUGUUUCAUGUACGCUAGCAUGAGAAAGACAUUUUCUACCUGCAUCCCUCGUGCAUUGUGCUACAGCUCAUCUCUAUCUCAACAAAACAUGCACGCAUAAGUUUAUGGCUUUAUAAUGGUGAACAGAAAGGUGAUUCUAAGAUCAUCCUUAGGUCUUAAUACUGUUCUUGUGAAAUUUGAAGCAUGGAUAUACGUUAUCAUAUUAUUAAUGUAUUUUAAAUUAACAACACAUUAGUGUUAAUCAAUAACAUUAAUCUUUAACAUUCAUAAAAAAACAUCACCACUAACAGGUGGGAAAUUUGUCUUAGCAUGCGCGAGAAAAAAGAGCCACGCAAUUGCGUGGAAUACACGCAACGCGUGUUUACAAAAAGGCGCAAUUGUGUAAAUAUUGCCAAAUGUUUGGUACAAAAUAAUUAAAUAAAUGAUUGUUUUAUGUUGAAAAUGGACAUGAUCUAAAUUUAAUCAUACCGAAUUAUUAGUGACGUUUUAUUUCAGUACCCUGCCAUUGUCCCUGGUGUGCUGUCCGUGUGCAUUCGAUUUGAAAUCGUUGCUACUUUGCUGUCGAAACAUUUAGAAUGUUCACAUGAAAAUAGAAGCAAGUCAAUGCAUUUAUAACCUUGUAAACUGUAUGAGCCCCUAUUUUUACGCUUAUAGCCUACCUAAGAUAUCAAAUAAAAAUACAUGAAAGUGAUAAAACAGAGAACAUUUUUAGAAUGUUUUAUCGUGAGGCCACGGCCAGUUUUUAAAAUAUCUCCAUUUCUUUUCCAGUUAUCACCAAAAUUACACUGAAGCCGGGCUUGAAUAUCCAACAAAUUUUGAAUCUCAUCAACUACAAAAAUAUUCAACGUGUAACCAAAAUAUGCUCAUGAAAUCGAAAUUAAGAGCUAAAUUUUUAAAAUAGAUCCUUCUCGAGGCGGUUUUCAUGAAGGAAGUUGACCUUUCGGCCUUUGAUUCUUGGCAAAAAUUUGACCACAACAUGUGCGAAGCAACUGGGUCUCAAAGUGUUAUUGUGAGCCCCUAUUUUCCAGGCGACAUGUUUGAUACCUUCAAACGCCGAAACGUUUUUUCUUUUCAUUUAGCUGUAUUUGAAAUUGAAGCCACGGGCUAUUUUUAAAAAAUACAGUUCAGAGUCAAGCUAUAUUUUCUUAUUUUCAAAAUUCGUCAUAUUCCGCGAGCUUGUAUUUUGAAGUUACAUUAAGAAAGAUAGGAUGGAAAAUUUGAGGCAUAUAAAAUCAAUUUCAACUUACAUUUCCUUCUCAUAUCACGUUUUUCUUCGUUUAUUGUGGUUUUAAGCAAGCCACAUGCAGCUCGCCGUAUACGGUAUUUGUUCCCAUGUUCACCUCGCCAUAUUCACUUCUUCCAAUCACCCGAUUACAAAAAAAUCAUCCCAGAACAAAGAAUUCAUGAUCGUUAAUUCUAAAUCGUUUGAAUGGAAAGCAAAAAUCGUCAGCUGAAACAGCUUCUUGCUACUGAACAUUCUGCAUGCUUUGUUUUGAAUAUAAAAUCAAUGGAGCUUUGUUUCUGCUCGCGAUUUUUGAUCAGCGACGACAAAUUUCCCACCUGUUAUCACCACUACUAAUCUACUAUUUCUCAAUCUAUAACAAUCGAUUACAGCUGAUAUUUCUUCCUUGUCUUUUAUUCAACGCACUUGCAUAUAAACCAGACACUUACGACUGAUAUAUAGCUGCUAAAAACGUUUUUAUAUAUACAUAAAAAAAUAUUUGCUAAUAAUAGCUCACAAUUAGCUUUUCUCACGGUCUAAAUCCUCCAUUUUUGGGUGCUACUUUGCAAACAACAUGAAAAAUCUAAACGAUGUGAAAAUAAUUUUUCAAAUAUUUAACUGUAAACGGAUUUAUAAUUAAUGCACUUACAACUACAUUAUGGGUACAGAAAGUUUCAUUUUCACUGCUCACUAUCCCUGUUCUAGAAAAGGUUGCCACUCAAAAAUGGCAGCGUGAGAAAUGCUAAUUAACAACAGUUAACAUUUCAACAGAAUUAAAAAUGCUGUAAAGUCCGGUCUGCGCAUACGUUCUGUGCAGGCCUAUACAUUCCAACGGUCGGGACACGACCAUUGGAAUGUUAUUAAUAUUUCGCACCUUCCGAACUUUCUUGAAUUCUUCAUUUACAAGAGUGUAAAAUUUCAGUAUAAUAUAUAUCUAAUCAUAUUUUACAACUGUAGCACUGAGUUUAAAAUUACAUUACGGACUUUACAGCAUCUUUAAUUAUUAAAAAAUCAGUUAGUUAACUAAUAAUAGUUAACAUUAUACAAUAACAAAAAUACAAGACUAUGUACACUAUUAACGUUUAACAACACUAUCUAUACACAAUAUUAACGUUUGUUAACAAAGUUAAUUAACAACAUUAAUUAACAUUAAAAACAUUAAUUAACAUCUGUACUGCUUGUAACUAACAUGUCUAACAUUGAACCUAAAUAACAACAAAAUGUAAUUUCUCCGCGACUCUUGUUUAGGUAGACCAAGAACUAAAGUUUCAUGGCUUGCAACCAUUCUCAACUCCAAAAAAGAGAUCGUUUGUUCUGGAGCGCUAAUAAGACCAAAUCACGAUGUAUUAACAACUGCAAGUUGCGCUAAAGCUGCAUCCAAAAAUGGCUACGUCCAGUUGGGGGAUUACAGAAAAGUGGCGACAAUUGCCAUAAAGUCCAUCAAAAAAGUGAAUCAGGAUUUCUCAAUUAUCAUACUACCAAGGAAAAUACACAAAAACGCGUAUUUUAUUGGAAUCGCACGUGUUGUGUCAACACUACGGCCGACAGCUGUUACAGUCUGGGGAAGUGGACAAUUUCCUGAUUUUGUGUGGACUAAAGUAGCUCGUCGUCGGAAUACAGUUUGCAAAAGAAAGUUUAAUCCGCUCAACUCCAGGAAAGAGUUUUGCACUCUACCAGCCGGGUUGCCUGCGAUAACAAAAAGAAGUGGUAGUCCUCUGGUACAAUACUACCUAUAUCAGCCGUACCUCGUAGGUCUCCUGACGGAAGUCGCCGACAGCUCUUCGUCUGGAGCACGAUUUGGCAAGUAUGUCAAAGUUACACACCUUCGAUUCAGCAAACGCGGGAGAUGGUGGUGAUCUAACAUAAUCUCUUUUUCUAAACAUUAUGAUCUAGAUUUCGUUUUUCUGACGUACUAUAUUGUCUGCAAAUUUUCAAUUGUUCGUAAAGGGACCUCUAAUAAGUAUGUACGUCCGGAGUUCGGGUAUUUUAAUUCAAAUAAUUACGUUUUCGCUGCAUAUAUUGUAGGUCUGAAGUAGCACAGCAUGGUUGUUAAAACAUUUUUGGACUAUUAAUUUGAAUUUUUAAUAUUGUUAGGAACUUUACCUUUUAAAUGUAUUUGGUAACAGUAUGAAUAAAGAUGUUGUUGUUAUAUUGUCAUUGCUUUGGUGGGUGACAAAAUAAUAUAACAAUAAUGCAGGCAUGGCCAUUGCUGGGACUUUGCCUCUGGGGGGGGGGAGGGGGCUGCGAGGUUAGAUUUACCUGAAUUUUUCCAACUUAACGUUUUUACCUGGUUUUGCGACCCCUGCCUGGCGCCACUAUGGUUGGUGCUGAGCAAAACGUUUUGAAAAUUUGAAGUUUCUAGACCGUUGGAAACGAGGUUCGAAAUGGCAUUCAUAGAAUCUUUCCUGUCCAAUAUUUCAAUAUUUUAGUAUUGCCCAACAAUGAAGAUAAGUAUUGUUACGUACAGUUCAAUACGAGUAUGUGACUAGGGAAAUUGAGAACAUUUUUGAAAUUUGGAGUCUCCAGAUCGUCAGAAAGGAUAUUUGGCUAUGUUUCCCCCCCCCCUGCCCCGACGGGGUAGGUAUUUUUCGAAUUAAGCCCUUCGAGUUAAGCCCUUUUCGAAUUAAGCCCUUCGAGUUAAGCCCCUGCCACGCCUUUUUUGCCUGGGGCUUAACUCGAUGAACAUAAGGUUGUUUUAGUACUUCGAGUUAAGCUCCGACAUUUGGUAGAUGUAAACAAGUGAUCAAGUGUAUACUCGCUAAAAUAUUCAUAAAUAAGGAGGGAUAUUUUACUAAGAUCUCCGUUGCUUUGUCAACAGUUUUUAUAGAGACAAUGACAUCGUGAAAUGAGAGAACUCGAUAAGGAUUGGUAAAGAACAGCUUAUUCAGGGCGCCAAUUACGGCAUUAAAAAAAUAAUAUAUAGCAGCACUUGCAGAACGCAAAUCUUAGGCAUGUUCAUAUGGAGGCGAGCUAAACCUCUUUGAAAUUUGAGAGAGAGUCUGCAGGCCUAGCUAAUAAAAACGCGCCUGUGCGUUGCUUAGAACGACGCAGGGUUCCCAUUGGUUGAAAUUGAGUAGUUGGUUAUUAACUGCCAUAAAAAGUAAUGCAAUUUACACAAUAAUAGAUUCAAGGUAUCAACACAAAGUGCGGAAAUCGAAAAAUAUCGUUCUAUAGCGAUAAAAAAUGAAUUAGACGAGUUGUAUAGAAAACUACAUUUUUGUUUAAAGUUAAAGGAUAGGCAGUCAAAAGCUCUUAACAAUAUUCCAGACGGAAACGAUGUUUUUGCUGUAUAAGAGAGUUUGGCAAAUACAACAAAUAUGUGAAUUCACUUACUAUUAAUACUUCAGGGAAUUUCAGGGUUGUUUCAAAGAAAGACAAGUGCUUCUAAAAGUUUUCGCUCAAAUACAAAAGUAUAAGUAAUUUUAUUUUCUGCCGGCGCCUUUGUUGGUUGCCAAACUCACUAAUGACACUAAUAUUACCGACAGGCUAUACGUGUAUAAUAUAUACGGCAAAAACUUAAUAUUCCAACUUUCGGUCUUUGUCGAGCAGAGAAAAAGAAAAGAACCCGCGCGCUAUAGCUAUCAUCAUUUAUUCAUUUGUCCUCUAAUUAGUAUUAUAGAGGACUAAAUGGAAGAAGCUAAGCCUAAGGACCUUGGUAUGAGGGUCUUUUUGCGCCGUUAGUGACGAACCGAACAUAGAGGACAUAAGAUUGGGGAAAUUUCAUUUGAUAUUUGGAUCGGCCGAAAACGUUCCUGACAAGUGUUCAGUUGACGCUUUGAAACAUUCAAGUUGUCACUUGCGUAAUCGUUUGGUUGCUUUUGUUAUAGACGAGUCUCACGUCAUUGAGACGUGGACUGCAUGA
This is a messenger RNA of Paramuricea clavata, 8459 nucleotides long. The record is from the annotation of a GenBank genome assembly. NCBI's taxonomy places the organism in Eukaryota, Metazoa, Cnidaria, Anthozoa, Malacalcyonacea, Plexauridae.